AAGAUGGCAGUAUGAACCCCAUACGGACAGCGCACUCGAGAUUAAAUCAACAGAAGAAGAAGGUUUUCGGGUUUUAAAAUGCUCUAACUACUUGCUCUUCAGAAUAAGGUUUUAAUUGUUUUUAUGAUUAACAUUAGCCAUAACUAUAAAUAUUUUUUGGUUAACAGUAAGCUUACGUUCGCACAAUGGUUCGUAAGCUAAAAUUUCAUGAGCAGAAGCUCUUGAAAAAGGUUGACUUUAUUAAUUGGGAAGUGGAUAAUAACUUACAUGAAGUUAAAGUUUUGCGGAGAUACCACAUCGAGAAGCGAGAAGACUACACAAAGUACAACAAGCUGAGUCGCAACAUCAGGGAACUGGCGAAGAAGAUCCGAGACCUCGACGAGAAGGACGGUUUCCGAGCACACAGCACCACUAUACUGCUGGAGAAGCUGUACAGUGUGGGCCUCAUUCCAACCAAACAGAACUUGGCCCUGGCUGAUAAGGUCACGGCUUCCUCCUUCUGCAGGAGGCGUCUACCCACUAUCAUGUUGAGCCUACGCAUGGCUCAGAACCUGAAAACGGCCAUCACCUUCAUCGAGCAGGGCCAUGUGAGGGUUGGACCGGAGAUCAUCACCGAUCCUGCCUUCCUUGUCACCAGAAACAUGGAGGACUUUGUCACCUGGGUGGAUUCCUCUAAGAUCAAACAGCAUGUGAUGAACUACAAUGAAGAGAGAGAUGACUUUGACCUUGUGGUGUAGAGGGGAAGGCCGUUCCGGCCUUUCCUAGCACCCGGAACAUGCGGAAUGUGUGUGUGUGUGUGGCGCAAGUGUUAAAAUGUCAGGCAGAAAGUUUGAGGAUAGCAGCUUGUGCAAGAAAUUAACUUUUUUCCCCAUUAUCCAACAAGUUUUUUUUUAACCCCAAAUACAUAAAAUGUUUAUAAAAUAAAACGAUUUACAUUGUGAAUUAAA
Molecule: messenger RNA, 947 nt
Organism: Brienomyrus brachyistius
Lineage: Eukaryota; Metazoa; Chordata; Actinopteri; Osteoglossiformes; Mormyridae
Gene: imp3
Product: IMP U3 small nucleolar ribonucleoprotein 3
Exons: 7
Coding region: 186-737 (183 amino acids)
Biological process (GO): rRNA processing
Cellular component (GO): small-subunit processome; small ribosomal subunit; Mpp10 complex
Molecular function (GO): snoRNA binding; rRNA binding; structural constituent of ribosome
Source: RefSeq, a predicted model, not a curated record